Molecule: messenger RNA, 1054 nt
Organism: Gossypium raimondii (Peruvian cotton)
Lineage: Eukaryota; Viridiplantae; Streptophyta; Magnoliopsida; Malvales; Malvaceae
Product: protein REVERSION-TO-ETHYLENE SENSITIVITY1
Exons: 3
Coding region: 202-963 (253 amino acids)
Biological process (GO): regulation of ethylene-activated signaling pathway; response to ethylene
Cellular component (GO): Golgi apparatus; endoplasmic reticulum
Source: RefSeq, a predicted model, not a curated record
AUUUUUUAUUGAUUCCCAAUUUUAAAUUUAUUUUUUGUCACAAUAUAUAAAUCACUUUUUGCCUUUGCUUCUUCAACAUGAACAUCACCAACAACAACUUAAGAAAAAAAACUUUUCUUCUUCCUUCAUCAUUUUAAAGAUCUUUACUUUAUGGCAGAAUGUAAAUCUAUCAUUUUUGUGACUGCAUGAUUGCUUUAUGAAAUGGUGAUAGUUCACCACCAAGAACUACAUAGAUCCGACCCCUGUGUUCCAAUAAUGGAUCGCAAACAAGGUUACGAUAUUGAACUUACGAGUUCUACUUCUAAAGUUGAGCAUGAAUUAUGGCCGUUGGAUGGAAUUGAUUCGAAGAAUUCCAAGUUUCCCUGUUGUCUAGUUUGGACACCACUCCCUGUUGUUUCAUGGUUAGCACCUUUCAUAGGACACGUAGGGAUUUGCCGGGAGGAUGGAGCGGUUCUUGACUUUUCGGUGUCGAAUUUUGUCACUGUUGAUGGUUUUGCUUUUGGUGCUGCAGCUCGAUAUGUUCAACUCGACAGAGAAAAGUGUUGCUUUCCUCCCAACAUGUCCGGGCAUACGUGCAAGCGAGGUUACCAACAUUCCGAGUACGGGACUGCAAUCACAUGGGAUGAUGCGUUACGGUCGAGCGCACGUAACUUUGAGCACAAGAGCUACAACCUCUUCACGUGCAACUCUCACUCGUUCGUAGCCAAUUGUCUCAACCGACUUUGCUACGACGGAUCGAUGGAUUGGAACAUGAUAACCGUGGUGGCUUUAGUAAUUAUCAAGGGUCAUUGGGUCAAUAACAUGUCGAUAAUAAGAUCAUUCCUCCCUUCCACGGUGGUGCUUUGCCUCGGGUUAGUAUCGGUCGGCUGGCCCUUUUUGGUUGGAUUGUUCUCAUUCUCUAUACUUCUACUGGGGUGGUUUCUAUUGGGAACUUAUUGUUUCAAAACGUUAUUGGAAAGAUAGAGGUGUUGUUUUCAUUGAAGUUGAAAAUCUUUUUUGUUGGUUGAAAGUUGCAUACCAUAUUUGUUAAUGGUUAUUUUUUAUUUUCAUUUUA